Messenger RNA from Capsella rubella, 820 nucleotides. Its product is annotated as oil body-associated protein 1B. The record is from RefSeq and is a predicted model, not a curated record. Lineage: Eukaryota; Viridiplantae; Streptophyta; Magnoliopsida; Brassicales; Brassicaceae. The transcript has 3 exons. The coding region runs from base 62 to 763 and encodes 233 amino acids.
UUUGUUUUCUUGCUUAAACUUUUUUUUGAGGAGAAAGAGAAAAUAGUUGGUUACAAACAAAAUGGAGAAGGCAGUUCACUCAUCGACGACGUCUGGACCGGUGGUUCCAGGGGACGCAACGAAGACUGGAACUUCCAUAAUUGACACUGCUGCCUCCGCGGUUCAAAGUUUUGCUCCGGUUAACCAAAUCCACCAACAUCUCUGCGCGUUCCAUUUCUAUGCUGACGACAUGACACGACAAGUAGAAGCUCACCAUUUCUGUAGUCACGUGAACGAAGAGAUGCGUCAGUGUCUGAUCUACGACGGUCCGGAUGCAAACGCUCGUCUGAUAGGAUUGGAGUACAUAGUGACAGAGAAGCUGUUCAUGACUUUGCCUGACGAAGAGAAGAAGCUUUGGCACUCGCACGAGUGGGAAGUGAAAGGAGGUUUCUUGUUCAUGCCUGGUGUUCCUGGCGCCAUUCAACGUAAAGAUCUUGAUAAAGUCGCUAAGACUUAUGGCAAAGUUUUCCAUUUUUGGCAAGUUGAUUUGGGCCAUGAGCUUCCCCUUGGUUUACCUAAUAUCAUGAUGGCUGUUACCCGCGAUGGCCAGCUUUUCCACGAGAUGAUUCAAGAGGCAGAGAAGCGGUUUGGAGUAUCAGUAGAGGGGGAGAGGGAGGCAAGGGAGUAUAUGACAGGGCCAGAGCUUGGGAUCCAUCCACUGGCCAAUGGAGGAGGAAAAGGGAUGAAACUAGAAGUUAGAGAAGUCGAAAUCAAGCCGGUUUAGCCUGUUGCCAAAGUCUUCUUCUGAUUAUUACUUAAACCGUCUACUAAUAAUGCCACA